This is a messenger RNA of Penaeus vannamei (Pacific white shrimp), 1535 nucleotides long. Its product is annotated as transmembrane protein 121B. NCBI's taxonomy places the organism in Eukaryota, Metazoa, Arthropoda, Malacostraca, Decapoda, Penaeidae. The record is from RefSeq and is a predicted model, not a curated record.
UUGUUUUAAAAGAAGUGAAGGUCGCCUGAUGAAGGGAAGCAACAGAAAUGAGUUCAGGAGUAUGUCCCUUCACACUCACCAAGAAUCUCCUAUACCACACCCUCCUGACCGGAGUGCUCCUUUUGGUGGCAAUAACCCAGGGCAUCUUACUUGAUGUCUACAUCAUCAGCAGUGACCACACAGCCAUUGUCAACUACUUCUGGCUCAUCCCAGACUUCCUGAUGGUGUUUGGGUUCGUGGCCGCCAUGUCUUCAGGCUACAGAAACUGCAAGCUGGAGCAACACCCGCCCAACAUCAACGUGGAAGGCAAACGGAAGGGGGAGAGCACCAGGUGGCGUAAAGUGGAAGGCGUUCUGGGCAAGCACGCCAUGCCCUUUUACGUCUGGAUGGUCUACUCUGUGCUGCUGGUGGCCAAGGUGGUCAUUAUCUUCAAGUCGGAGAUCCCCAACAAGAUCAGUACUACGGAUGCUCUGAGCCCUCAGCUGCUAAAGAUUGUUCUGUCGUUAUCGUGCAUUGUGUUUGCGCUUCUUGUUGAAGGCCAGGCGACCAUUGGAGCCACUACCGAAAGGGAGACCUAUAUCAGGUCUCUUGCCCAAGGGACUUCCAUGGAGGUAUUAGACUCGGUUACAUUCAUAUCACUAUUAAUACAGUCAGAGUCAGGAUUUCUCUUCCCUGACUAUAUGGAAAACAUCAUCAUUGCAUUUUCAUGUAUCAACUUCUUCCUACCUGGCAUAGCUUUGGUAAAACUGAGUCGUAGUAAUUAUGGCAGCAGUGCCAUUUGCCUAGUAUCCUCUGUGGUAUACAAAACGUGUCACCUGUGGCUGAUCAACUUCUCAUAUUUUGUCAUUCGAGUCCACCUCUGGGCGGGUUUAUCGAUAUCAGUGUCACCCUUCAUCAUAAAAAACCUGUGCAACAUGUUCAUCACCAUGAAGUCUGUCUGGGGGGACUUGAAGCAGUUGAAAGUUGUCGUGCACAACUACAUGAAUCGCAAAAGGCGAGUGCAUGGCAACACGGGGAUCACACCAGUUGUUGACCUGAAUGCUGGUAAUGGCAGUUCAGAGUGGAUGCAAGCGGGAAACGACAGGUUUGAGGAAAUUGACCUGAAGAGUGACUUACCACGAGGUAAUACUGACGCGGUUGAUAAAUAACUGUAUAACUCAUUAUCUUUUUUUUUUCAUCUUUAAUUUUUUUCUCCAAACCACAAAGGCUGUGAUGAUAGAUAGAAUCUGAAUCUGAUAAAUGUAUUGAAAGUUAUGCAAACAUAUCAGAAGAUUUCUUUGGUAAGUAUUUUCUCAUGCAUGAUCAAAAUUAAUGGUUUUAAGGAAUUACCUGUUACUUACAGUGAUAUUUCAAAUUAUGAAAUAGGAACUGUAUGAGUACAAGACUCCAGCUUUAUUAUAGCAAAGGAUAAUUGAUGAUGAUAUUGACACUAUUGCUGAUGCUGAUACAACUGCUACUAUUAUUACUGUUGCUGCUACUACUACUUACUACAACUACUACUUACUGCUGUUACUACUUAUUACAACUGUUUGUCU